AUGACGAUAAUAACUGACCUCGCCGCCAGAAAGGCGUACCUCCUUGGACAGCUUAAUGAGGUUGAUGGCGCCCAAUCUAGUUUAAGCCGCAACCAACAACUGCUGAAAUUAUGGAGGGAAUUUAAGCAGGUUGAAACGCAACUUGAGGAAGCAUAUACAGAAGCAGAAGCCAAAAAGAGUCAGUCGUCACUGCCUGGAGUAUCUGUCCAGGAAGGGACAAAUGCAGCCGCCCGAGCGGUCUCAGAAUGUGAGGCAGACAACGCGAUUCCAGAUCACUCAUCUCCGGGCAAGAUGGUAGCCCCAAGCUCAGACACGGCGUCUAAGGGCGCACCACGAAAAGUCGCGUUCCAGUUGCCGGAAGCUUCCGACCACAGCAGCCACAGUGAGAGUCCAGGGACAAGUUCAACUAAUAGCAGCAUCGAGUCAAACAAAGAACCAACUGACCCGAUCGACUUUGAGGACGGCGAUGCGAUGUGGGAAAGCUUGAUGGCACGCAUGCAUCCGAUCAACAACGACGGCUCUAGGUUUGAUAAAUAUAAGAGCUUGGUUAACGAUGGCGACGAUAAUUCAGAUCAUUCUGUACUUCCUCGUCAUCAAGGUAGCCAAGACGAGAUGGGAGGAAGUCACACCUCUACUGAAAGUCAAGAGAAGGAUUCCAGCUGA
Diaporthe amygdali is the source of this 663-nucleotide messenger RNA. RefSeq lists its product as uncharacterized. Lineage: Eukaryota; Fungi; Ascomycota; Sordariomycetes; Diaporthales; Diaporthaceae. The record is from RefSeq and is a predicted model, not a curated record. The coding region runs from base 1 to 663 and encodes 220 amino acids. The transcript has a single exon.